AUGAUCAGCAACUUGACGCACUUCAGUGAUGAUGCCUUCCCGGGCCAGCCAAUAAUCUACGAGAAAAUGCUGGCCGGACAUCGGCCCUUCAGGAGUCUCCCAAAUGUUACUCACUUAUCGAUCAGGCAUAACAGCAUCAGCUUCAUGGAGAGGGGAACCUUUUCCAACGUGACAACCUUAAGGCACCUGCAUCUCGACCGAAACAGUAUUAUCUCCAUCGAGGAUGGCACUUUCCCAGAAUUCGUCGAAACCAUUAAUUUGACGGGGAAUGAUUUUUACUUCCUUAACGAAAACUCCUUCACCAACCUGACCAAUCUGACGUCACUGAUUAUGGAUUCCAAUCGGAUCCUGGUCCUACCAGAGACUGCCUUUGAUGGAUGCACCUCACUUAGCACGCUUUCUCUUGCAAAUAACAGCAUUGGUCGCUUGCUGCUGACGCAUAUUGAAGAUUGUCCAAUCAGCACUCGUCUUAGUUUGUCCAAUAACGAGGUGUCUUACGUGGAGGACGGAGUAUUUGCUGAUAUCAACUCGACAUCUGUUAUCGAUUUGUCGGCUAACCAACUUACGGAAAUUCCCAGGGCAAAUUCGUUCGUGAAUCUGACAUUUACAGGAGAAGCAUCUUUAAAUCUCCGAGAUAAUCGCAUUACCUCCAUCCGUGCUGGCGACUUUGAGAAUAUUGAUUCACAGUCUUCAUGCACUGUGAAUCUGUUGCUGAAUGACAACCCUACCAAAAUAGUCCAUCCAGAUGCAUUCAGAGAUGUCUCAUGCAGUGCCAAUUUGGAUCUGAGCAACAACCGUUUGAACUUCAUCAAAGGCACGAUGUUCGUCAAUGGAUCCUUAGUGAACAUAUUUCGUUUGGAUGACAACAGAUUGACCAUUGUUCCAGACUUCUCUGCCUUGAGACUGAUGAUACUGCGCCUCAAUGGUAAUCUUAUUGCAUUCAUACCAGAUGACGCAUUUGCCGAACAAUCAGCACUGCAAGAGCUGUUACUAGGCGGAAACCCACUGGGUUGUACGUGUAACACAAUAUCAUCACUGUCGCACAUUGCUAACAGCGUAUCGUCAGCCGUGUGCGCCAUGCCCACCGCAACCAGCGGAAUAGAGCUUACCAGCGAAUACAUCCAGGACAUUCUCAAUUCAAGAAGCCGUGACGUCCAUCUUUUUCAAUGUGGACCGUAUGGCGUACAAGCAAAGAGCCCCGUCCCUGGUGAAAUACUGCUCAAAUGGACAGCGCCCUCAAUGCUUAACUUCUAUUUGACUGAAGCUGGUUGGAUCAAUACUACAGCCAUCCCAGUCAAUAUAAGCGCAGUCAAUAUAACCGAUGUGCCGGUCAAUAUAACAGAGAGUCAGCAUGCAGACACCUUCAGUGAUGAGUGGUUGUAUGAGAUUCUCUGCAGUAGUCAUAGUGCUCCAUCGGUGCGUAAGAUCACUAAUGAGACACAGAUAGUUUUGUCAAAUCAUGAUGGAGUUGUAUAUGGGGGCGAGUACACCUGCCAAGUCAUGCUAUCGGUCAGUGGUUAUACCAGCGCGCCGGAUGAGUUUGUUACCGUCGUCGUCGACAAAUAUCUACUUGAUGAUUUAACGCAGAAUGAAACAUCGGACAUCGUUCUCAACAUCACCUAUCGAGAUUUUAGCAUAGAAAACAUCGACUUCAACGCUGUGGAGAAAGCACCAGUCUCCAAGCCAACGUACAUGCUAUCACCAUACCGAACCUGGCUGGCUCUAUCAAACAAUUCGUCCGAUAGUAUGAUUGAGUCCUGGUUCCGUGAUGAUUCUUCCAUCAAUUCGGUCCACGAGGGCAAGCUGGUCCUGUCAACGACCAACACCACAAAUGAUCACCAAGUGUUUCGUUUCACGAGCGCCAUCCACACUUGCAUCAACUUCACCGGGUCCGAGACGAUAGUCCUUGGCGGAGGCGAGGAAGUCUGGCUGUAUGUCAAUACAAUUCUGCUGAUGGAACUACACAGCGAUCCAACAGGAACAACUACCCCUUGCAAGAGAACCGAGCUGGUUGGAGCGUCGGAAUACGGCGAGGGUUUCAUUGUUCCGGAGUUAGGAACUCUUAUCGAUGGUGAAUGCCUAGUGACAGAUAUAUGGUCCGAUGAGAAGAUUGACGUCAAUCUGAAGAUUGGUGACCUGUAUCGCUUGGAUAUUUUCCACACGGAGCGCAACCCAUGCUCGUCAGCCUUCUUCCUUCAAGUUGGAGGAGUCAGGUUCGAUAAUGAUUGCCGACCCAUCGAUUAUACCUUCUACGCUGCCGAAGAUCUGCGCGUUGGUGACGUCAUCGGUUCUUUCGCAGUUUCAGAUGCCUUAUCAACAGGAUAUGUCCACCAAGUGACAAUUUUGAAUGUGGACGAGGCCCAACAGUUUACCGUGGCUAAUUACAGCGAUGAGGAUACCAGUACAGCAAGCCCGUCCUCUACUGAUGCCCCACUAAUCCAGACGGUGCUGGGCCAUCACUUCUUUCCAUGUAACCGCUCAUCCCAACAAGUUCUCGCAGACACAGAAGAAUCGUCCACCAGCAGUGAACUCAGUAACAUCCACACCGACCGUGCCAUCCUCCUCCUAUCCAGGCCAUUGGAUUACGAAGUUACACACUCGUAUCAUCUGAGGUUAAAGAUAGUGGAUGCUUUUGCCAGAACCAAGGAAUGGUUCGUAGUUAUCAAGAUCUACGUUGAAGAUGUUAAUGACAACUGUCCCGAGUUAUCCAAUGUUACGCGAAGCUUCUACCCUCUGCCAGUGCUACAGCAAGGACCCAUCGGGCGUAUCAUGGUAGAGGAUGCCGACAGUGGAGUCAAUAGUCAGAUACAACUUCAUAUCGAGAAAAUACAAGAAAUACCACUGAUCAACGACACCUUCACCGUUGUGCAGUAUCAACUGGUUGCUGUAGAUGGUGGGAUACCUACCCGUGGUGUGGCGGUAGAUGUCAAUAUAACCGUCAGUCAGUCCUGCCUCUACGACGCUAUCGGAGAUCCUACUCCGCUACGUGUCUAUGUCGUCAACACGGGGGACCUCUAUCUAAAAAUACCGCAGUAUUAUCUCGACUCAGCUGAUUGUAAUGGGCCACUAGGCAUGGAGGAUGGCUCGAUUACAGACCGUAUGCUGUCUGCAUCCUCAUCGGUGGAUAAAAUACAUGAACCCAACAGAGCUCGGCUGAAUGGUGUAGCUGACCUGCCCAAUUCUAUCGGUGCUGGCUGGAUUCCCGAUCCCUCUGACACUGCUCCGUGGUACCAGGUCAACUUGACUUCACUUCACAUCAUGUCUGGUCUCCGUACGCAAGGAUGCGGCAACCAGGAGGCGUGGAUUGAAACCUAUAAACUGGCUUACUCCAAUGACUCCUUGGAUUGGCGAUAUGUAACAGACAAGGACGGUGCACCUAGGCUCUUCCUUGGCAACUCUGACCAGACAGCUGUAGUGGAAGUCACUUUUGGUGAAGUCUAUGGUCAGUUCAUACGGAUACUACCACAAUCAUGGCAUAACCGUGUCGGAUUGCGAUUUGACAUCAUUGGCUGCAGAUUAAAGAGACGGAUUCAGUUACUAUCUGAAUGCCAAAGAUGUUUGACUACCUUUUACUGUGAUGGAAGCGGGCAUCAGCUACCGUGUGGCCGGUGCGUGAAGCCUGAGACUCCGUGUAACAUGUCCGUUACUCAGCAUUCCUUCGGACAUGCAGCGGAGUGCUCGUCAUGCCCCGUAGGAUGGCUAUGCAAAGAUGGAUAUGCCACUCCCUGCCCUAAAUAUCAUCACGGCAGAUGUAACACAACUGAGUGUCCAGCUGAGUGCGCACUGUGCGAUCCUGGCACCGUGUGCUUCAGAGGGAUCCAGUCUAUCUGUCCUCCUGGAUUCUACUCAGGAGUCCAUUCAGAAUUCUGCCAAAUUUGUCCGCCGGGAACCUUCCAGAACCAGCCAGCCCAAGAGUCUUGCUUGAACUGUCCGGCCGGCUACGGGAGCGCACGCGGCCAAGCUGGCUGUAGUCCGUGUGGUCGUUCAACCUACUCUCUCGGAGAUGGCAGUAUGUGUCAAGGCUGUACCAGUCAGACAUUCUGUCCGUGUUUCAAUGAGCCAGGCCCAUGCUUUCCUGGAGCUACUUGUGUCAAUACCGGGGAUGGAUCAUUUGAGUGUCUGGAAUGUCCCAGAGGCUAUGAGGGGAAUGGAAUCACGUGUGUUGAUAUAGACGAGUGCGCCACCACCAAUCCGUGCUGGGACCCUGACUCCUGCAGAAAUCUAUUAGGCGGAUAUGAGUGCGGAGGCUGCCCACCAGGCUACCAAGGCUACACUCCACAUGGGAUAGGUAUAACACAUGCAGAAAGAAGCAAAAACCAGACAUGUGUAGACAUCAAUGAAUGUGCAGCUGGCAACGGAGGUUGUCACCCAUUAUCUGAGUGCAUUAAUUCAGUCGGAAGCUUCAGAUGCGGUUUGUGUCCUGCUGGUUACUUUGGUAACGGCGUGAUUGGAUGCAGUCCAGGAGAUUUCUGUGUGACUGGGAAGAAUGGGUGUCACGUUCACGCUGACUGUAUCUCUACAGGGGCUGGAACCUACAAAUGCCGAUGUCGCAGUGGCUGGGCAGGUAACGGACUUCUGUGUGGUUCAGAUGCAGACUGGGAUGGCCGUCCAUCAUUGAGUCUUGCCUGCUCACAAGAAACAUGCAAAGCGGAUAACUGCCCCAAGAUUCUGAACCGUUGCCAAGAAGAUAACGACCGGGAUCAGUUAGGGGACGUGUGUGACGAGGAUGAUGACAACGACAGUGUCCAUGACAUUAAGGACAAUUGUCCAUACAUCAAGAACUACCUGCAGGAGGACAGCGACGGUGACGGUGUGGGUGACAUUUGUGAUAAUUGCCCUGACGAUGUCAACGGAGACCAGGAAGACAAUGACAAUGACGGACUGGGAGAUGAAUGCGACCUGGACGAUGACAACGAUGGCCACAACGAUACGGCAGACAAUUGUCCGUUGACCGCUAAUGAAGACCAGUCAGCAGACAGAGACUCGGAUGGUAUCGGGGAUGCUUGUGAUUCCUGCCCUGAUGAUUCCAGCUCAGACACGGUCGACACCGACCAGAACGGAUACAGUGAUCCUUGCGACCCAGUUGGGGCUACAAACAGUGACAAUGACGGUGAUGGCGUACUGAAUCUGGAUGAUAACUGUUUCAGUGUACCCAAUGCUGAUCAGACAGACACUGACCUAGACGGGAUAGGGGAUGUUUGUGAUGAUGACAAGGAUGGUGAUGGCAUCAAUGAUGCUGAGGAUAACUGCCAACUGGUUCCCAACCCAAGACAGGAGGAUCUGAAUGGAAAUAACUUACCCGACGCUUGCGAGUCCGACCAAGACGGUGAUGGGACCAUAGACAGUGAAGAUAUCUGCCCGAGGAGUAACCGAUACCAGACUUCAGAUUUCUCGGUGAACUUUAUCUCCGUGGAAUUGGACCCAUCAAACAAUGGAGGGAAUACAUCAAAGUGGAGUAUUACAGACAAUGGUCGGGAAAUUCGACAACUUUCAUCGACCGUUACACCGUGUAUGCUGAUUGGACAACACGCCCUGGCUGCACUCGACUACUCCGGUACCUUCUUCGUCAACAACCCGGGCCAAGGGAACGGGUACAUCGGCUUCGUGUUCGGUUACCAAAGCAACAGGAAGUUUUAUCUGGUGAUGUGGCGGCGGGAAAAUAUGAACAAUGCGAAUGCGAUGGCGGGAAUACGAGGUCUUCAGGUUAAGAAAGUGCACUCGUCCAGUGGGCCAGGCCAGACACUGUCCGAUGCAAUAUACCACUCGUAUACAACGGCCAAUGAGGUGGAGUUAAUUUGGCACGAUCCACUAUUACAAGGGUGGGACCUUAGCACAGGAUAUCGAUGGACUCUUCGACACCGUCCCGACAUCGGGCUGAUAAGGGUGUUGAUCGAAGCAGCUGCUGGUAUCCUGGUCGAUUCAGGAGACCUGUACGAUACUACAUACGCCGGUGGAAGGCUUGGAGUCUUCGUGUACAAUCAGCCAGAUGUCAUUUGGUCGGACCUUUCCUACAAAUGUGUCGACAGAAUCAACCAAGCUUUGAGGUUUGACGGCUUGGAUGAUUACGUCAUCCUUCCUUCUAUCCAAGCCUUGGACCUGACUCUCAGCUUCACCUUAGAAGCAUGGAUACAUCUUCCUGUCAAUUACACCAUGACUAAAUUGCCUGUCAUAUGCACCAUGGAUAGUCGCUUGUGCAUGUACAUUCUAAAUGGGUCGUUGAUUGGUCAGUUUGGAGAUCGGACAGCCAAUAGCACGUCAGCACUUGUCGGCUCAGCAUGGCAUCAUGUUGCUAUGAGGCUGAAUGUUCCGACCUGUGAACUGAGUGUGUUUGUCAAUGGGACAUCUGAACAUGCUGAGUCGUCUGUAUCAGCGCAGAGCUGGCAAAAUGACACGGAGGUGUUCAUCGGCAGAGAUGACAUGAACUUUUAUGCAGGAACUCUGGACGAGGUCCGCAUAUGGGGUUUAGCUCUGUCGGAUCAUGAGGUUCAUGAACACAUGCAACUCCCAAAUCUGGACCGACAGGUGCACAAGAAUCUACUGGACGCACAUUACAACAUGGAUAACGAGGAAGUCGGUAGUAAUUUGCUGCUAGAUCAAGGUUCCUUCUCCCAUCACGGCUCGAUCCAGGGACGGGCGAGCUUCGUGCCUAGCUCUCUCGAUCAGGGACGCUAUCGGGUGAGUCACCCGGACAGCAGACGACGUAAACGACGCAGCCUGGAGUAUGAGGAAACCAACAGGCACCAAGAACUCUGACAGAAAUCUGGCCAGUGCUUCCCAUCGACAUUAAUGAAACUUUUUUGUGACAAUCAAAAUUGCAUAAGGGCAGAAUUUUUUUUGAGGCUGUACUGCUGUUUUAGUUUCGAGUGGAACCCUGAAAAAUAUACUUUACUUUUGAAUGACUAUUUUUCCAGCAAGGCUGAGAUUGAAAAAAAAAAGAAAACCACCCCACGUUUAGUUUUGAACAAUAACGUCCAAAAAUUUGAAUAAAUUGCGUUCCUAUAAUCAUCUUAUCGAUAAUCUGAGGAACGGUAGUCUGCUGUGGUUUGUUGUAAAUGUGUGUGGACUUGUUUUGCUCAAAUUGCAGCGAGUUAACGUAGGUAUUCUCUGACAUCUCGAAUAUUAAGUGCUAAUCGCAUUUGCUUGGGAAAGUUUACUUCUUUUUCAACCCAGACAUUUUUGGAUACAGGAAUUUAAUGUUCAAAUUGAGUUUUAAAUGUGUCGCUGAUCUAAUGAUUGUUAAAUGUUCCAAGUUUUGUUUAAGAUGUGUGUGUUUGAGUUUUGUUUUGCGUGAAUAUUGUUGAUUCAUCUCUCACACUUCCCAUAUUGAUUUAUAUAUUUUUAAGACCUGUUUUGCAUACUGCUGAAUAUAUUUUGAUUUAAUUUGUUUUACGUGUGAGUGGACUUGAUUUGUCAAAAUUGCUGUGAGUAAAGUUAAGCAUUCUGCAGUGUCUCGAAGUUAGGGAAAUUA
Molecule: messenger RNA, 7468 nt
Organism: Patiria miniata (bat star)
Lineage: Eukaryota; Metazoa; Echinodermata; Asteroidea; Valvatida; Asterinidae
Exons: 46
Coding region: 1-6753 (2250 amino acids)
Biological process (GO): homophilic cell-cell adhesion
Cellular component (GO): plasma membrane; extracellular region
Molecular function (GO): calcium ion binding; protein binding
Source: RefSeq, a predicted model, not a curated record